Messenger RNA from Myotis davidii, 1534 nucleotides. It is a transcript of the gene JPH4, whose product is annotated as junctophilin 4. The transcript has 4 exons. The coding region runs from base 130 to 795 and encodes 221 amino acids. The record is from RefSeq and is a predicted model, not a curated record. NCBI's taxonomy places the organism in Eukaryota, Metazoa, Chordata, Mammalia, Chiroptera, Vespertilionidae.
GAGGGCGCCCGUCGAGCAGUGAGUGCUGCCCGCCAGCGCCAGGAGAUUGCCGCUGCCAGGGCAGCAGACGCCCUUCUCAAGGCAGUAGCAGCCAGCAGUGUUGCUGAGAAGGCUGUGGAGGCUGCUCGAAUGGCCAAACUGAUAGCCCAGGACCUGCAACCCAUGUUAGAGGCCCCAGGCCGCAGACCCAGGCAGGACUCAGAAGGUUCCGACACAGAGCCCUUGGAUGAGGACAGCCCUGGGGUGUACGAGAACGGACUGACCCCCUCAGAGGGCUCCCCUGAACUGCCCAGCAGUCCUGCCUCCUGCCGCCAACCCUGGCGACCCCCAGCCUGCCGGAACCCACUGCCUCCUGGAGGGGACCGGGGUCCCUUCUCCAGCCCUAAAACUUGGCCUGAGGAGUGGGGGGGCCCGGGUGAGCGGGCAGAGGAACUAGCUGGCUAUGAGGCCGAGGAUGAGGCUGGGAUCCAGGGCCCAGGACCCCGAGACGGUUCCCCACUCCUUGGACGCUGCAGUGACAGUUCCGGAAGUCUUCGCGAGGAAGAGGGGGAAGAUGAAGAGCCCCUGCCCCUCAUAAGGACCCUAGGGGCCUCGGAGCCUGAGCCCCUGGCCACACCAGUCCUGAGGGGCCCCUCCUCAAGGGGUCCUGAAGCUGGGUGCCGGAUGGAAGAGCGAGAGGAGCAAGCUGCCACCGAGAGGCCAGCCCAGCCGGGAGCUGCCAACCCCCUGGUGGUGGGAGCCGUGGCCCUCCUGGACCUCAGCCUGGCGUUCCUGUUCUCCCAGCUCCUCACCUAAGGCUCCUGCCUGGCCUAAUUCUGGCUUUGGUUGCUGCCUCUUCACUCCUUUGAUCUGCCUUUUUUUUUUUUUUUCGUUUCCUCCUCCUGCUUGUGUUUUCUCCUUUCUUUCUUUUUUUCUCUUCUCCCUUUCCUUUUCUGUUUCCCUUUGUUUUUGUCUCUUGCUUUUUCUUUCCUGCUCUCCUUUCAGAUUCUCUCAUUUAUUCUGGAUCUGUCUCUGUCUUCCUCGCUCCCUUUCCCACCCCAACUCUUUCUUUCUCUAGAUUGUUUACAUAUGAAGGGCUUUUCUUGCUCAGAGUUGCUCUCUUCUCUGAGACACACAAAUCUAAGUCAGACCAUUGCCCCACACCCUGCCCAUCUUUUCUUUAGACCUGAACUUGGAUGAGGGUGGGGUUUUGGUGUCCUGAGGCGUCUCCUGGAAGGUGAGUGGAAAGGAGGAAGAAAAUGGAGGAGUGACUAUACUGGUCAAGGCACUGGUCGAGCUCUGUGGCCCCCUAACCCAGGGCCCUGUUGCCCCUCUGAGGCCUAGUGAAAAAGCUGGAGGAGGUACAGUCACCAUCUCUGACUUUGGAGGAUCCUAUCUCCCCUCCAAGCAUUGAGAUAGGUUCUUCCCUAAUCCCAUCCUUCCCUGAAAAAGAGAUAUGAAGGGAAAUGAAGAGGGAAGACUCUUAGCAUCUCCCACUUUCUUUCCUCAACUGCCAGCCCCUCAUCCAACCCCCUAGGGUGGCAUGCCUGGUCAA